AUGGCCCUGUUCAAUCCGACGUUCAUUUUUGGGGUCAUCGUGCUCGCCUACAUUGCCUCCUUUGUACUAUUCGCCCUGCUGCGCAUCGUCACCGGCAUUUCCAUCCAGCGCAUCGGCUACUUCUCCCUUCGACGACUGGCAUACACCCCGAAAGAUGGCAUCAAGAUUGAGAUUCGGGGGCUCGGCCUCAACGUGCACCGGCCGACCUUCUCACAGCCCACAUGGCUGAGCAUCGUCGUCAGCGAGCUGGCCGUCACGGUCGACAUCAAAGCGUUGGAAGGCCACAAGCAUGGACUUGUGGCCGAAGAAGAUGGACAGCGUCAUACGGUGACAGGAGAAGAAGAAGAAGAAGAAGAAGAAGGAGAAGAAAAGCCGACGCCGCUACCGAAGAAAAGGUCAUCUUUACCCCGUCGAGCCACCUUUGGCGCAGCGCGUAGCGAAACAUGGAAGCAGCUCACGAGGACGAAAGAAAGGAUCAAGAGACUACAUCGAAAUAUUCACUGGCUUCGCAUGGUAGAUGUCGUGGCCACCGAUUCAACCGUGAAUAUAGUGGACGUUGGCCAGAUCCAGUGUGGCAGCUUCACAAUAGCGGUUGACACCCGGCACAAAAUAGUUGACCGCGCCAGGUUCUUCUUUCAGACCAGUGCUGAGAAGAAGAGACAGAAACAGCAGGCGGAAUGGAUUGCUACUUUGAAGAGCGUCUUGUACACCACGCAGGGGGGCGAAGCAUCCGAGGUUCUCGACAACGCUGUUCUCAAUGUACAUGGUUUUCUCUACGAUCAGCUAGAUGGGUUGAGGGAUGCGACGGUAGCGCUGAAGCUCGGUCGCGUGCACAUACCCUACGAUGAUGUCCACGCCGGUGUUGAACGCUAUCAGAAGCAGAAGCGCUUAUACGCAAAGGACUUCCACACGGUCGAGGCCAUCGAUAUGUCGGUAGAUAAGGUCAUUCAGGAGCUCGACGAGCCCGGCAGUACAGAUCAGGAACUCAUGCAAACGGUCUCGGAUUCCAAAGAGUUUGUAAGCUCAAUUCUAAGAGGCGUUAAGGAAGUUCAGUUCGCUGUUAGUCUGGUCGGAUUGAACAAGAAGGUAGAAACGGUCAAGGCUUCUGGUGCACCACUCCUUCUUAAUUUCUCCAUGAAGGAAGUGGGCAUAGACUUGCAUCGCUUGGAUCACAAGUCUCCUGCUCACAGAAUGUACUUUCCCUCUAAAGACUUGGCACACGAAGCGCUGGCCGCGGCUUUGUCAAUAUCGGUUGGUCUAGAUGAUGGGCUUGGCAAACCCGAGCGCUUGGUAUACAUCCCGAUGGCCACAACUACUGUCAAGACCACACUGCCGUCGAAGACAGUGGAGCUUUCGGAACAUGGGAGUGCUGACGAGAGGAACGCGAACAUCCUCUUUGCUAAUAGCGUGGUGACAUCGCCAUCUGUUGACCUCGACCCGAAGCAUCUGCCUAUACUUCUGGCUCUUCUUCGACCAAAGCCGAAGACUCCAAAAGCGCACGUUGAGCAGCGUCACAUGCUUAUAUCGCGCCUCCUACCGAAAGCCAAUAUCAAAUUCACAAUGCACGAGCCCGUGCUACGUGUUGCUCUACCUCCCGUACACAAGACGGACGACCCCGAUGACUUCGAUCUAAUUGUCUCGUCCAUAUCUUCUAUUUCUCUCGAUGUCGAAUCUUUCCAUUCAGCUGUGGAAGAUCUGCAUUAUUCCUUGGUCUCGCACACCCGGGUCCAAACACAUAAUCUUUAUUACCAAACAGCACAGGGCAAUAGGUUCGACCUAGUGAAUACCGAGUUUUUUGACCUCAAGGUUACGCUCGGCGCCAACCCCGAUGUCCAUGUCAUGGCUAAUGGGCACUUGCAGUCGCUGGCCGUGCAUAUGGUGCGACCUGAAAUAUCGGAUGGUUUACGGCAGAUUAUACGUCAACUCAGGUUAGAUGUAGAGCCAGACAAACGUGGCCGACCAAGGCUCAAGAAGCAACAUAACGCCAUCAGAGGAUUACCGCCGUGGCUUCUACACUUCCAAGUGUCAGUCGAUGACUUCAGCGCUGAGGUUGCAGGAGUCGAUGACGACUUUCCGAAUCACACUCGUGGCGUUGCGCUUCAAAUUGACUCUUGGUCUGCGGAGUAUCGUGCACAGCGCAUCGAUCAGCACUUGCAAAGACGCCCCGCGUCUAGGAGACGGGCGGCGAGUCGUGCGGUCAUGCCGGAUCCGGAAAUCCUAAAGCAGAUGCCUUCUCCGACAUCGCCACGGAAGAAGCUACCUGAUAACUAUAAUGAAGGUGAUGGUCGCAGAAUAGCUAUUCACAUCCGUGGAUUAGAAGCUUUCAUCAUCGACAACGAAGAAAAAUGGGAAGCGGAUCCCUUCGUUCAUAUGCCGCGCUUCGAGGUCGCAUUGUCGACUCUCAGUGACAAACAGGGCCCCAUCCUGCAUGUCCAUUCACAUUUGAAGACGUUGAUGCUUCAGUAUUCGCUUUAUCGGCACUAUGCCAUCGGCGUCGCUGUAAUGGUUCUGAUCAAGGCAUUCGUGCGGACGAAAAGGGACAUGGCGGAUUCGAAAGCGACCCAACAGCACACGGCAAGAACUCCAUCUGGAGCUGACCAUUUGUCGCCUCCAAUGCUGUCUCCUUCUUCGCCCGCCACUGAUGAGAUGGGUCAUUUUAAUCGACCUGUUCAAGAGCUUAUUACUGUUGAUAUCAAGGCAUCAUUGAUACAAAUCAAGGCGGAUCUUCCCUCGGAUCCUGCUGUCAUGUUUCAGCUAUUCAGCGUCGAAGCAGGUCGCCACAGAUGGACACCCCCAUUCUUCCACUCCAAACUUGUGCGUAUGUUCGCUGGGGCACCGCGCAUGCGUGGUGUUUGGGCCCGCAUUGCAAGCAUCCAGUCUCUUCGUCUUGACUAUCGCGAGUCUCGGAAGUUUACAUCUUUCGGCUAUCAGGAUGACAAGAUGUUUGAUGUCAGCAGCGAAGCGAUGCGCAUCGCUGUUCCCUACGAGCUCAUCAUACACAAAAUCUCGGAUAACUUUACCAACGUGAUUAAGGCAUCUGCGCAACUACAUCACCGCUUCAAAACCGGAACCAAUGAGUAUAUUCUGGAGAAAGGGCCCGAAGGACCCAAACAUGUACCCAAAAUCUCAGUGCGCACCCGUCACUUGCUGUUCGAGCUUGAGGAUGGUGCUUUCGAAUGGAAGUUGGGUAUGAUUUACAGGGCCGGUCGAGUUGAGCAACUUCAGAGGUUAGCGCGCGAAGAUGCUUAUCGUGUUAAAGUCAAAAAGAUACACGAGGAAGAGUUUCGGAAAGAGGCAAACCGCAUACGCAACCGGUCGGUGAUGACUAGGGGAAGGAACAAAGACAUGAAUGUGACAUUCAACCGGAGCAAGAGUGAAGAUGGGCGCCCACGGACCGCCAUGGACGGCCGGCCACCAGAAGACACUCCACGGGGCAGGAAGAAACCGCGAUAUGACCCAGAUGGCUGCCUUGGCUUCAGCGGCAGUGCUCAUAUCUCCAUCAACACUGCGCGGGAGACACUGGAUGAGCACAAUUCUCAGAGCUGGAAGAAGCGGAUCGACCGGCACUAUCAAAUGGCCAGAGAUGGCAUGAAAGACCUCCGAGGUUCGUUCUGGGGACCUGAACAUCUACCAGAUGACUUCGAAGAGCACGAGAAGAUCCUGGAGGUCCCACAGCGUCCGGCUCUUAUGGGUGCUGUCAUCGAUGACCUGCACUUCAUGAUCGACAAACCUUCCUUUCCGUUAUCCAAAUUGCCCGACUUCCUCUAUGAUGUAGGCAAGGGCCAACCGAAGAACAUGAAAUAUGCAUUGCUUGUUCCUAUGAGUGUCCAGAUCAAUAUAGGCCAGGCAAGAUUAUCACUGAGAGACUAUCCUCUGCCAUUACUUCACAUACCCGCUCUCAAGUUUGGCCAGUCCUCUCGCCUUCCGGCCAUGUCUCUAAAGACAGAUUUCGUCAUUGCGGAGGAAUUCCGUGGCGCUGCGUCGACUAGGAGAAUCAAGGUUCAAAUCACGCCUCCAAGCACUAGGGAGCCAGGCCAGCCAGCCGGAGGCAGCUUCGCGAUCGACGUGCGCCGCACUAUAGGACCGGUAAAGUCAUAUUCUGACAUGCACGUCGAUAUGAACACAGCGUAUCCUACUCGAAUCACAUGGGGUCCCUCGUAUCAGCCGGCCAUCCAGGAUAUGAUGAUGGUUAUUGAAUCCUUCACCAAACCUCAACUGGACCCCUCUGAACGGGUCGGCUUUUGGGAUAAGAUCAGACUCAACUUUCACUCCCGUGUCCAUAUAGCAUGGAAGGGUGACGGGGAUGUGCAUCUGGCGCUGAAAGGAACCAGAGACCCAUAUAGUGUUACAGGCAACGGCGCUGGUUUCCUCAUGUGCUGGCGCAAUGACGUGAGGUGGAAUAUCAAUGCUGCAGAUGACCCGAAAAAGUUCAUGACCGUUGACAGCGGGGAAUAUGUCCUCGCCAUUCCCGAUUACGGCCAUCAGGAGCGUGAGGUAGCUCGCAAACUUGGUGAAGGCGAUAGCGUAGCCAGUGGUGACAGUUACAGAUCCGGCGCCUUGUUCAAGAAGGUCGUCAUGAAACUUUCUGGUAACGUGCAGUGGAUGGCUGGUCUCGUCUUCGAGAAAGCUAUAGGCCCAGAUGGUCACCGGAGCUUUGACUUUAAGCCUCACUAUGACGUUGUUCUCAAAUCGCCUUACCACGCCCAUGCUGAUGGCGAUUUGCCGUACGAUGCUUUCAGGGGCUUCCGAAGUCAGCACAUUCACCUGUCAAUUGGUAUCAGAGCUCCGGUCGAUAUGGACUGGAAAUCAAGUAUUCACAAGCUAUCGAGAAGCUACAACACCGUACAUCUGACUCCGCGUUUCUUCACACACUUUUUCGCAUGGUGGUCGACUUUUGGUGGUCCAAUGUCUCUGCCCGUGCGCCAAGGCGCCCUAUGGCCUGGCAGAGAGAAGAACAGCAAAAAGUUUGGCAGGCACCUAGGUACGAUUAAAUACAACAUAUUGUUGGCGCCACUCUUCCUAAGUCAUAUCUACAAGCACAAAGAUGCCGAGGACUAUUCGGAGAAUUCAGUUUCUGCAACGGGUAUCAAAGUUAGAUUCGACAGUUUCAUGCUUGAUAUGCACCAACGCCGAGAGGAGUUCAAUACGAGGGACCGCGGUCGCAAGACCGAGAGCAGGACUACGGCCAUGAAGAUUCACGCUGCACAAUUGGACCUUCUAUCUGCUGACGUGCGUGCUGUGUCAGCUAGUAUCAAGGGCACGACGACAGAAGCGGUCAAGAAGAACUCCAUUUCUACUAUCAUAGCACAAGGAGACGAGGACGGUACAGACCUGUCACAUUUCACAAUACCGGACAAUGACUUUAGUUGGAUUGACAUGGAUGACUUUGUUGAACUGGACUGGAUCCUACCCUCGGAGCCAAAUCCGGACACGAAAAUCUUACCUUUGGCAUACGCACCAAGGGUAACGUACUUCCGGCAAACAGAUAUUGGUGAUACUAUUGCGGGCGACCCCGAUCGCACGAGUCCCUUCGGGCACGAACCCACUCACUUGUGCAUAAUGAGCCAGGAUGACAACCCCAGGGAAGUUCAGCAGCACCUGAUUCAACAGAGGCUUGAUCAACUUGAAACCCAAAUCGAGAACAACAUCCGAGCUGUUGGAGAGAGAGAACUGAUGUACAUCAGGGAUGGCACUGAUGAUCCUCAGCUCAAAGCCGACUGGGACAGCUUCCGCAGACAUACCGGCGUUCUUAAGGACAAGCGUACUUUUUUGCAAGGCAUGCUUAGAAACGUGUCGAUGGGCGCCAAUACCGAUGAUGCCCAACCUUCGAGCAGCGGCUCGCCGAAUGGUUCAAAGUCGCCUGAGGACUCCUCCUCCACUGCAGACGCGGCCAGAGGAGCUACUGGGGCUGACUUUGCUAGUGAUUUUAAAAAUCGGUUCGUCAUUCACAACAUGCAGCUCAAAUGGAACAACUUGCUUCGCAAUAUCAUUCUUCGUUACAGCCACCAAGUGAGUCAAAGACGAGGUUUCGUCUACUAUCUCUCCCGGCCCGCAGUCAAAUUCAUCCUCGACAUUGUUGAAGAACAAGCCAAGGCAAAGAACAAGGACAAGGACAAGGACAAGGACAAGGACAAAGCAAGCACCACCUCCGGAGACAAGGAAGAUCCCGCUGCGAGCUCUCAAUCUAAUGGGCGCCACAUGAGGGAAGCUGCACAAGACAUUGAGCAUCGGAUCAAGCAGAUUCUGCAGGAUGGUCGCAAGUUUGUUAAUGCCGAUGAUUCGAAUACUUCAAAUGAGCCGUCUGCCAAUGUGCAGAUGGACGACCUUACGUCGGGCAUUGCUGAGGACUUUUCACCACAGAGCAGUUACCACGUCCGCUUGAUCGCUCCACAGAUCCAGCUCCAAAGUGAGAAGAAUAAGAAGCAUGCUGUAUUGAUCGCUGCCCGGAGCAUGGAACUCAAAGUUGUGGAAGUUAUGGAAAAGGCCCGUUUGUCAGACAACGUUUCUGGCCUCGUUCAACGCCGUUUCUUGGUAGGUAUGGAUGGCACUCAAUUCUUCGUCACUCAUCAAAAAUGGUUCUCUGGGCAAUACCUCGCCAUGUACUCAGGGAACACCUAUGGAGCACCGGCCGGCACCUCAUGGCCGCCGUGGGUGCCAAUGGAGGUCAUGUUCGACUUCCAGGCUGAUCCAUUUGGCUUCAAGCGUGUUGUACAGAAAACGUCAGCACUGUUGAGAUACGACAAGUACAACACAUUGCGUCUCAAGUACAACGACGAUAUUAACAACAACGAAGGGGCCGAGAACCCGGCCAACGAGGGCACGGAAAGCAGGAUGGACAACCUCUGGGUUGAGUUCCCUCAAGCUAGAGCCCUGUGCAACUCGUCGCAGUAUUACGCAAUCUAUGUGAUUGUACUUGAUCUGCUCUUGUACAGCGAGCCUCUUGAGAAGACAAGAAGUGAGAGGCUCGAAAAGAUCAUGUUGGCAUCGGACUUUAGCGACUUGAGAGGCACACCAGAGAUGGUCACAAAGUUACAAGAGCGAAUUCGACAACUCGAAGAGAUCAAGGCACAUUUCCAGCUCAACUCUAAAUACCUUGACAAGAAGGGCUGGCAGGAUCGUCUGCUUCUGGAGCGCGAUCUGACUGCAUGCGAAGACGAACUUUUCUUCAUGAUGAAGGCCAUUACCACAUCACAGCGGAAAUACGACACUACAUCGCAGAGCAAUGCCCUCCUCAGGUGGAGUAUCUCAGCGAGAGAAAUCGUCUGGCAUCUGAUUCGUGACAGCAAUGAGCCCCUGGUCGAGCUGCAGCUCAGAGACGUUGAGUACGACCGAACAGACAACUCGGACGGCUCGCACAUCAACUUGUUCCAGGUGGGCAAGGUAUUAGGACUCAAUCUGUUGCCUGAUGCAAUGUAUCCGGAAAUGAUCGCGCCGUAUAUCAUGGAUGAAAAGUUCAACAUGAUGGACUUCCAGAACCAGCAGAUGAUCCGUGUCUAUUGGCACAUGCUUGAGGCUAUUGCUGGCAUUCCUGUCAUGGAUCAUUUCGAAGUGAACCUCUUCCCUUUAAAGAUACAGCUUGAACGUGAGGUUGGUAAGAAACUCUUCGAGUAUAUCUUCCCUGAGGUGGAAGGAGAGACAAGCAAGAAUCAAGAUGGCAGAACAGAUUCGCCGUUUAUACUCAGCAAAGUCGCCAACGACUCGGAAGAGUUUCAGGACGAGUCAGGCAGUGGAUAUCUGGAACCUGCAGCUUCAGACAAGGACUCCGGAUUCAAUACAAGAGCCGGAUCCCUAGAACUUCGUCUUCGGCCUACCCUGACAUCAGACUCUCAGACUCCUGAGACCACACCUCAAAAGAACAAAGCCCUCAGCGUCCACUCCGGCGAUGGCAAUAGUGUCUUUCGUCUCUUCAAUUCUAAAACGGUCAGUAAGAAACCGUCGUAUGAAUCGCUGCGCUCCAGCCAGAUCACACCUCGGCCGGGCAUUGGGCGCUCUUCAACUAUGGCGUCGACGCAGAGCGAUAACAAGAAAUCCUCACGCUUCGCACUUGCUCGCAACAAUGCCAAGAUGUCUGACGACAAGCCUUCGGAUGAUCUAAGCAAGAUGAUAGACCGUGCAUCCAACUAUAUGACCUUCGCAUACAUAAAGAUGCCGUCUGUAGUCCUGUGCCUCAGUUACAAGGGCAUGGGCGACCGAAAUUUCGAGGACGUGCAUGACUUUGUGUUCCGCCUGCCAACAAUCGAGUACAGGAAUAAGACAUGGUCAAAUCUAGAUUUAGCUUUGGCUCUAAAGUCACGGAUCAUCAAGGCCUUGAUAUCUCACACAGGUGCCAUCAUUGGCAACAAAUUCAAGAAGCAUCGACCAAACAGCAAGGAAAAAGAGCGACUGAGGGAGCUUGCGACGAACAGUGUACUCCUCUCCACUCCAACCGUUGGCAACAAUGGAGACAACAGCGACGAUUCUUCAAGCAUAUUCGGGACAAGUCCAGUAGAUUAUUCUCGCAGCCCACCGCGAAGUUUGAGUGGUAGCCACAGCAGUAUCCCGGUGCCGCAAAGGAGUGAUUCGAGAAGCAGUAGCGUGGCAUCGAGUCGUAGGAGCUACUUGCCCGUCAACACGAUCAACACAUCGCAGGGCAACGGAAACGGUCAAGGUCAGGCCAAUGCUCGUCCAAGCACAAGAGGCAGCCUAAGACCUGUCAGUAGAGGUAGCGCUCUUGAUAUCCCAGAACCCAAAUUCAACCUCAAGAGAAGUAACACCAUCGCUCCUUCUGGCAAUGGAAGCGCCGAUGGGCGCCUAGCAGGGCUCAAAGGCAGGUUCAGUGCGCUCACGAACCGCCUCAAGGAUCAUCGCGAGGGCAGUAAUCUGAGCAAGAGCUCUGACAACGCUGCUAGCGGAGAGAACAAUACGGCGGGAGAGGAAGAGCUGCAGAUCGACGCUGAAGAGCAAGGUGGCGAUGACCCAGGAAACAGAAAGUUCGGUUUUGGCGGGAGGACAAAGACCACUUUUUGA
This is a messenger RNA of Truncatella angustata, 9006 nucleotides long. Its product is annotated as mitochondrial protein from FMP27-domain-containing protein. Bases 1 to 9006 code for a protein of 3001 amino acids. The transcript has 2 exons. The record is from RefSeq and is a predicted model, not a curated record. Lineage: Eukaryota; Fungi; Ascomycota; Sordariomycetes; Amphisphaeriales; Sporocadaceae.